UCGAAGCGCAUACGAAGUUGGUUAGAAGACGAAGUAACCCCGAACACUGAGACUGGCGAUUUUACGAAGAAUCAUGCCAUUUUAGUGGCACUGGUACGACCAAUAAAGAAGAGGAUUGAUGAAGGAAAAACACUCCCGCCUGCGUUGGCGAACCUGGAGUCGAUGUUGAAUUCGUCGCGUGUCAUGGCCAGCAUGGGCGGUGACGACGAGAAAUCGUUGUUCAACAAGUCCGAUGCUGAUGCGUUCAGCAAGAAGCUGGAUAGACUGACGACUUGGUUGGAAGGAAAGAAGGCAGAACAAGAGAAGAGACAACCCUAUGAAGAUCCAGCAUUGAUGACAAGUGAAGUGUAUGCCAAGGUAGGAUUGAUAUGCGCCCAGAAAUUUUUCUUCAGG
Messenger RNA from Ostertagia ostertagi, 393 nucleotides. The record is from the annotation of a GenBank genome assembly. Lineage: Eukaryota; Metazoa; Nematoda; Chromadorea; Rhabditida; Trichostrongylidae.